GGUCCCUGGGACGGGACCGUCUCCGUUUUCCCCGCUUCCGCGACAUCAAAAAACACCAUCCCCUUCCCCCCCUCUAAACCCUCAGCCUGAAAUUUCACUGCAUUCCACAAUAAAAGUCCUUUUUUUUUUUGCCUGCUCAGCGGUUUCUCAGUUAAGCGGUGGUUGAGCCGGUCCGAGGUGCGAGGCCCUGACGCUGAACAUGACUCAUGGGGAGGAGCCUGGCUCUGAGACUCACCAGGACUCCGCCGUGCUAACUUAUCUGGAAGGCUUACUCAUGCAUCAGGUGGCGGGAGGCCCCGGUGCCACGGGCGCGAGGCGCGCGGAGGCCGGCGGGCGCGACGGCGGCCCCGAGCCGAGGCCGCCCCCGUCCCGCCACGCCCCGGCCGGCCACGCCCCCGCCGCCGGCCCCGAGCAGGACCGGAGGCCUCCGGCGGGGGGCGCCGCCGCUUCGCAGCACCUCCGGAAGGCCCGGCUGCUCCGCUCGGAGGAGGGCUGGGCCGGCGGGCCGGAGGCGGGCCGGCUGCGGGCCCUGGGGGCGGAGCCGGCGCCGGCGCUGAACGGGCGGGGCCGGGGGGAGCCGCUCCAGCGCGGCGGCGGCGGGGGCGGGGGGGCUCUGGAGGGCUCCCCGAAGUGCAAGGGCGGGGAGAGCACCCUGCUGGCCUCCCUGCUGCAGUCCUUCAGCUCGCGGCUGCAGACCGUGGCCCUGUCCCAGCAGAUCAUGCAGAACCUGAAACAGCCCGAGCCCGCCCCCCUGGGCCAGGGCGGGGAGCGCGACCGCGCCGCCGCCGCCGCCGAGCCCCGCCCCUGCCUGGGCGCCGCCUCCAGCCGCCUGAAGGGCUUCCUGAAGAAGAGCAAGACGCAGAGCCACGGCGGCGUGCCUUACCGCCGGCGGCCCACCCCGGGGAGACUGGCCCCGUCCCCUCAGCCCCCGACGGGCGGCGGCAAGGGGGCCGGCGUCGGCACGGCGGCGGCGGCGGCGGCGGCGUCCGCCUCGGACUCGCUGUCCUGCGCGGCGCGCCUGAAGGCCGUGGCCAGCCUGGUGAACACCCGGGCGAGCCCCGCCCCCUCGCCCUCCCCGAGGCCCAGCGUGGCCUGCAGCCAGCUGGCGCUGUUGCUUAGCAGCGAGGCGCACCUGCAGCAGUACUCCCGCGAGCAGGCCCUCAAGGCCCAGCUCUCCGGCCGCUCGGCCAGCGAGAGGCUGGCCGCCAUGGCGACGCAGCAGUCGCAGCUGGACCCCGGCGGCCCGGCAACCCGGCCCUCCCCCGACGCGCUGGCCUCCCCGAACGCCCGAAACGGGGCGGCGCUGUCGCCGGCGGGGCCGGGCACCGGGGGCGGAGCCUCGUCGCCCCGGAGAACGCCGCAGCCCCCGAAGGAGAGGCGGGGCUUCGACAGGGGCUCGGCCCGGCCGUCCCAGAACUGCAGCAGCCUGCUGCUGCACCUGCUGAACAACCACCACGCGCAGAAGCACGCCAACGGCCACGCCCACGGCCACGCCCGCCCGCGGGACUACCGCGACGACCGCGCCGCCCGCCCCGCCCGCCCCGCCCGCGGCUCGCCCCUCCCGUCGGACGGCGAGUACUCCAGCCCCGAGAACGGCCUCCUCCCGCCGCGGGACGGCAGCGACACGGAGAGCUCCCGCUCCAGCGGCUCCCCCAUCGACCUGUCCGUCCGGAGCCGGGCCCCGGGGGCCCCGCCGGGCUCCUCCUCCUCCUCCUCCUCCUUCGCCUCCUCGUCCUUCUCCUCCUCGUCCUCCUCCUCCCUGGACAGGCUGACGGAGUCCCUGAUCAACCGCUGGAGGCCAGAGAACCCCCCGCCCCCGCCCCUCCCCCCGCCCCUCCCGCCGCCGCCGGUGGCCGUGAAGAAGGAGCCGGAGACGGCCCCCCCGGUCAGGCCGCACCACAAGGUGACGCUGCUGCAGCUGCUGCUGGACCACCGGAACGGCGAGGGCGGCAGGGGCCAGAGGAGCUCGGACAGCCCCGACGGGCGGCAGGGCGUGGCCCUUCAGCCCCCCCACACAGCGGGGGGUCUGGGCGUGGCCCGGGUGCGGCCGCCGGCAGACUUACGCCGGUGUGCAGGCCCGAGGAGAGCAGCGGGCGGAGCCCCCACGGUGGGCCAGGCGGUCGCGGGUUCCAGGCCCCCCCGCCGUUCGCCCGGGGCGUGGACUCGAACGGCGGCGCGUCCCGGUACAGCCCGUGCCCCGCCCCCCCCCGCGCAGUCCGCCCCCCUGAACCUGUGCAAGUCGGAAGCCCCCUCGAACCCGGACGCCGACGCCCGGGAGCCCGCCUUCACCGCCAGCAAGCUGCUGCAGAACCUGGCCCAGUGCGGACUGCAGACGCCCCCGAAGACCCCGCUCCCCCCUCCCAGGCUGAGAGCCGACCCCCCCGUCACCCUCCUGGAGAGGCUGAACACCCCCAUCCUGAGGAACGGCACCCCCCUGUCCGGCGUGCCUCUCGCCCCCGUCGUGAGCAACGGGUCCCACGUUUCGGACGCGCCCCGGACCAGCCCCCCCAAUCCCCCCUCGGAGAUCCAGACCCUCCUGGAGAGGCGCACGGUCCUCCAGCUCCUCCUGGGCGCCACGGGCGGCAGGGAGAAGCCCCCGGCCGGCGGGGGGAGGAGGAAGAGGGCGGCGUGCGGGGGCGCGCCCGCGGAACAGCGGCCCGACCAAUCGAGCCGCCGCGACAGCCCUCCUCCGGACGUCCGGAUCAAGACGGAGCCCGAGGAGGACGACCGGGCGGCGCCCGAGGGCGAGCCGCCGCCGAGCUGGGGGGGAGGGGCCGGCGAGACGCUCCGCCCCCUGUCGGCCGCCGCGCGCCACGCGGACGUCAAGCCCGAGCCCGGGUCCCCCGGCGCCGUCCCCAGGGACGGCCUCCUGAGCCAGCUGCUGAGGCAGCGGUGCCGGAGCCUUCCGGUGAGCACCCCGACGGGGGCUGUGAUGUCCGCCGCUGCAGCCGUGAAGGAGGAGCCCAGCGAGCCCCAGGCCCCGCCCACCGAGCCCCAGGCCCCGCCCGCCGAGUCCCAGGCUCCGCCCAUCCCUAAAAAGCGACGGGUCUGCAUCGAGGGAUUCCCUCAAGAGCGGCUGGUUAGCGCUGCUAGCGGUGUCGGCGGUGCCCGGCGCUCGGUCUCGGGUUCCCCUGAACGACUGGCGACCCAAAACGGGGGGAGCCCGCCGGAGCCCGACUCCCCCAGCAGGGGUCACGCGGGGAACUCCCCGCCGGCCGACGCCCGGGGGGGGGGCUUCAACGUCCUCAAGCAGCUCCUGCUGUCCGACAACUGCCUGAAGGACCUGUCCCAGCUGCAGCCCCGCCGGGGCAGCCCCAGCCCCAGCCCCUCCGGCCCCCGCCCCUCAGACCUCGGGGCGAACGGGACCCCCCCCCCGGCGAGGCCCGGCCACCUCUACAAGCUGGCCGCCUCUCCCUGGGACCACGCCCCUCAGGGGUCGGGGGUCGCCGACCGCGCCCGCUCUGCCUCGCCUCCUCCUCCCUGGGGGGUGCGGGACUCCCCCAAAGCGAACCUGGUCCCCGUGAAGAGGGAGGCGGAGGCCGAGGCCGAGGGGACCGCGCGAUGGGCGGCGGGUGUGGAGGAGAGACCCGACUCGCCCCGCCUCACCCAGGCCAACCCCAUCCUGUACUACAUGCUGCAGAAGAGCAACAGCCACCUGGGCCGGGGGGGCCGGGGCGCCAGGGGGGCGCUCUGCAGCGCGGGGGGGGCGCAGGGGCAGCCCAGGGUGAAGGAGGAGGAGCCCGCCCCCCUCGCCGAGGAUGACGACCACAAACUGAACGCCAAACACCACCCGCACCAGCCGGAGGGGCCACCAGAGGGCGCCGUCGAGAGGCUCAACGGCUCACUGGAGAAAUGCUAGUCAUUAAACAAUUACGGCCAUUUUGAAAAAAAGAAAAAUAGAAAAAGCUUAUAUCUAGACUAAGGUCUAUUUUAUUGUUUUGUUUGUACGCUUUGCUUUUAUCGUUUGCUUUUAUUUGCGUUUGGUUUUUAUCGGUGGUGUAAGAAAGCGGUGGCCAGAGCGAGGCUACAGAAGGCCAGGUUCUCAGAAUCUCACACGCUGACCGUACAGUAAACAAAAAAAACGGCACGUCUUCUCCUCUCGAAAUAUUACUUCAGAAUCAUUUACAGCUUUUUUUUUUUUUCGUUUCUUUGCCACUCAUGUUUUUUCAAA
This is a messenger RNA of Anguilla anguilla (European eel), 4171 nucleotides long. RefSeq names its product nuclear receptor interacting protein 1a (gene nrip1a). Gene Ontology annotation, cellular component: nucleus. Gene Ontology annotation, biological process: regulation of transcription by RNA polymerase II. The record is from RefSeq and is a predicted model, not a curated record. Gene Ontology annotation, molecular function: transcription coregulator activity; signaling receptor binding. NCBI's taxonomy places the organism in Eukaryota, Metazoa, Chordata, Actinopteri, Anguilliformes, Anguillidae.